AUGAAGCAACAUACUAAUGAGUGUACAGAAAAUAACUACAAAAAAUGUUACGAAGAAAGGUCUAAAUUUAAUGGCAAAUAUAUGAAAAUGGAAGAAAAUUUAUUAGGGAACAAAAUAAAAGAUGAAAAACGAUCUCUCAUAAAGACUACAAUUAUGACAACAAAUAAUAAUUAUAAAAAUGGGAAGCCACCGAAUGGUUCCUAUAUCAAUGUAGGAAAUAGACUUGUAAAAAUUACAUUUACAAGUCAGAAAAAAAUGCAAAAAGAUUUAGAAAAAAAGAGAAUGUUGCAAAUGAUAAUGAAUAAAAAAAAAAAAAAAAAAAAAGAAUUUGAAAGGAGAAAAAAAAUAAUUAAUAAUCUAAGUGAAAUUUUAGCUAAGGAAAAGGAAAUGGGGAAUUCAUAUUUUUUACCAAAAAGUUUGAAGAGAAAAAAAAAAAAAAAAACUCAAAAAUAUAUUGUUUUAGAAAAGGAAAUUAAAAAGAGUAUAUAUAACGAAUUAGUAGAAAGUUGCCAUAUUGAAAAAAAUCAAUGUCUGGAUAUAAUUAAAAACAGAAACAAAUGGAGCAUGAAAUGGUCUACAUAUAUAUUUCAAUGUUUAAAAUAUGAAAAUCUAUAUUACAUAGGAAUUAGAAAAAGGAAAAAAAUAACAAAAUAUUCUGAUUUUAUAAUUUAUAGAUCUAAUCAUAAAGCUUUACAAAAAAUUAAUAGCAUAAAUAAAAAGGGGGUAAACCAUAAACAUAAUGAACAACUUUAUAGUAAUCAAUACUUAGAUUAUGUAAAACAAAAAAAGGUAGCUAAAAGGAUUUACUAUAACCCUGACAACAACAUAUUAAACACAUUAAAUUUAGAUAAUAUCAAGCAAUAUGAUACACCACAUAUUAUACAAAAUAGUUCCAAAAAUCAGGAAUAUGUUGAAAAGGACUCCAAAAAAAAAGUGAAUAUUCCCUUAAAGCAAGAAGAGAAUAAUAUUAAAGGGAAAACUAUUGAGCCAAUUCUUGUGCAAAAUGUAAAUGACACCAUUUUAGACACCUCAAAAGAAAGCGACAAUACAAACUUUCAAGGAACUAAUGAUUUGAAUAAAAAAAUAAUAAAAGAAAAUAUAUUGAAAAAUGAAAAAAUUUUAAAAUUUAUUCAAGUUAGUAAAAUAGAAAAAAAUACAUACAUUAAUGAUUAUGUAGAUCAUAAAAUAACAGACAAAUUAAAUAAUAUGGUUAAGGAUUUUUUGAAAAAAAUAUCAAAAUCACAUGAUAAAUUAUUAUUAUUAAAAAAUCGACGAAGAUAUUAUUUAGGAAUGAAAGAAUGUUAUAAGCACAUAUGUAUAAAUGAUCCAAAGUUAGUUUUAGUGGCACCAAAUAUCGAGCCAACAUUAAAUAAUGUAUUUGAUGAUAUGAUAAAUAAAAUAGCUUGCAAGUGCAAAGAAAAAAAUAUUCCCUUAGUUUUUGCUUUAAGUAAAAAUUUAUUAGGUAAAUGUAUAGGAAAAUGCCGACAAUCAAUUAUAUGUAUAAUUGACAAUGAUUCUUAUAUAAAAGAAUGUAAUGAAAUAAUUAAUUUGGCAAAUUCUCUUAAAAUAUAUAAAUAA
This is a messenger RNA of Plasmodium vinckei vinckei, 1578 nucleotides long. RefSeq names its product SECIS-binding protein 2, putative. Gene Ontology annotation, molecular function: selenocysteine insertion sequence binding; mRNA 3'-UTR binding; ribonucleoprotein complex binding. The coding region runs from base 1 to 1578 and encodes 525 amino acids. The transcript has a single exon. Gene Ontology annotation, biological process: selenocysteine incorporation. Gene Ontology annotation, cellular component: ribonucleoprotein complex. The record is from RefSeq and is a predicted model, not a curated record. Lineage: Eukaryota; Apicomplexa; Aconoidasida; Haemosporida; Plasmodiidae.